Molecule: messenger RNA, 3269 nt
Organism: Ochotona princeps (American pika)
Lineage: Eukaryota; Metazoa; Chordata; Mammalia; Lagomorpha; Ochotonidae
Product: potassium voltage-gated channel subfamily H member 7
Exons: 13
Coding region: 54-3269 (1071 amino acids)
Biological process (GO): membrane repolarization during action potential; potassium ion transmembrane transport
Cellular component (GO): membrane
Molecular function (GO): inward rectifier potassium channel activity
Source: RefSeq, a predicted model, not a curated record
CUUUCAUUUGUAACACUCACAUCAUUCCAGUGAAGAACCAAGAGGGUGUGGCCAUGAUGUUCAUCAUUAAUUUUGAGUAUGUGACAGAUGAGGAAAGCGUGGCCUCCCCGGAGAGGGUAAACCCCAUAUUACCAGUCAAAUCUGUAAACCGGAAACUCUUUGGGUUCAAAUUUCCUGGUCUCAGAGUUCUUACUUACAGAAAGCAGUCCUUACCCCAAGAAGACCCUGACGUGGUAGUAAUCGAUUCAUCCAAACACAGUGAUGAUUCAGUCGCCAUGAAGCACUUUAAGUCUCCUACAAAAGAAAGCUGCAGUCCCUCUGAAGCAGAUGACACAAAAGCCUUGAUACAACCUAGCAAAUGUUCCCCAUUGGUGAAUAUUUCUGGACCCCUUGAUCAUUCUUCUCCCAAAAGGCAAUGGGACCGACUCUAUCCUGACAUGCUGCAGUCAAGCUCCCAGCUGACCCACUCACGAUCGAAGGAAAGCCUUUGCAGCAUUCGGAGGGCAUCUUCAGUCCACGACAUAGAAGGAUUCAGCGUCCACCCCAAGAACAUAUUUAGAGACAGGCAUGCAAGUGAAGGACCUUUUAAUCAUAUCAAGUCAAGCCUCCUGGGCUCCACAUCAGAUUCAAACCUCAACAAAUACAGCACCAUUAACAAGAUUCCACAGCUCACUCUGAAUUUUUCAGAUGUCAAAACUGAAAAAAAGAACACAUCACCUCCUUCUUCAGAUAAAACCAUUAUUGCACCCAAGGUUAAAGAACGGACACACAAUGUGACAGAGAAAGUUACCCAGGUUCUCUCACUGGGAGCAGAUGUCCUGCCAGAAUAUAAACUGCAAACACCACGCAUCAACAAGUUUACAAUAUUGCACUACAGCCCCUUCAAGGCAGUCUGGGAUUGGCUAAUUCUGCUGCUGGUCAUUUACACGGCGAUAUUCACCCCCUAUUCUGCAGCUUUUCUGCUCAAUGACAGAGAAGAACAGAAAAGACGAGAAUGUGGUUAUUCUUGUAGCCCUUUGAAUGUGGUAGACUUGAUUGUCGAUAUUAUGUUUAUCAUAGACAUUCUAAUAAACUUCAGAACAACAUAUGUAAAUCAGAAUGAAGAAGUGGUAAGUGAUCCUGCCAAAAUAGCAAUACACUACUUCAAAGGCUGGUUCCUGAUCGACAUGGUCGCAGCCAUUCCUUUUGACUUGCUGAUUUUUGGAUCAGGUUCUGAUGAGACAACAACAUUAAUUGGUCUUUUGAAGACUGCUCGACUCCUUCGUCUAGUGCGAGUGGCCAGGAAGCUGGAUCGAUAUUCAGAAUAUGGCGCUGCUGUUCUAAUGCUCUUAAUGUGCAUAUUUGCCCUAAUUGCUCACUGGCUGGCUUGCAUUUGGUAUGCAAUUGGGAAUGUAGAAAGGCCAUAUCUGACUGACAAAAUUGGAUGGUUGGAUUCCUUAGGACAACAAAUUGGGAAACGUUACAAUGACAGUGACUCAAGCUCUGGACCAUCCAUUAAAGACAAAUACGUCACAGCACUUUAUUUUACCUUCAGCAGUUUAACGAGUGUAGGAUUCGGAAAUGUGUCUCCAAACACCAAUUCGGAGAAAAUCUUUUCAAUUUGUGUCAUGUUGAUUGGCUCAUUAAUGUAUGCAAGCAUUUUUGGGAAUGUAUCUGCAAUUAUUCAAAGACUGUACUCGGGAACUGCCAGGUACCACAUGCAGAUGCUGAGAGUCAAAGAGUUCAUUCGCUUCCACCAAAUCCCCAACCCUCUGAGGCAACGGCUUGAGGAGUAUUUCCAGCAUGCAUGGACUUACACCAAUGGCAUUGAUAUGAACAUGGUCCUAAAGGGUUUUCCAGAAUGUUUACAAGCUGACAUUUGUCUGCAUCUCAACCAGACUUUGCUGCAAAACUGCAAAGCCUUUCGGGGGGCAAGUAAAGGUUGCCUUAGAGCAUUGGCAAUGAAAUUCAAGACCACCCAUGCACCUCCAGGAGACACACUUGUUCAUUGUGGGGACGUACUCACUGCGCUUUAUUUCUUGUCUAGAGGCUCCAUCGAAAUCCUCAAAGAUGACAUUGUGGUAGCCAUUCUGGGAAAAAAUGAUAUAUUUGGAGAAAUGGUCCAUCUUUAUGCCAAACCUGGAAAGUCUAACGCAGAUGUACGAGCACUUACAUAUUGUGACUUACAUAAGAUUCAGCGAGAAGACUUGUUAGAGGUUUUGGACAUGUAUCCUGAGUUUUCCGAUCACUUUCUAACAAAUCUAGAGUUGACUUUCAACCUAAGACACGAGAGUGCAAAGGCUGAUCUUUUACUACGAUCACAAUCCAUGAAUGAUUCUGAGGGAGACAACUGUAAACUACGAAGAAGGAAAUUGUCAUUUGAAAGUGAAGGAGACAGAGAUUUUGGCAAAGAAAGCACCAAUGAUCCUGAAGAUUCUGAGGAUACCAUAAGACAUUAUCAGAGUUCCAAGAAACACUUUGAAGAGAAGAAAAGCCGAUCAUCAUCUUUCAUCUCCUCCAUUGACGAUGAACAGAAGCCACUCUUCUCAGGAAUAGUAGACUCUUCUCCGGGGGUGGGAAAAGCAACUGGGCUCAAUUUUGAGGAAACAAUGCCCACUUCAGGAAGAAUUCCUGUAGAUAGAAGAAGUCAUUCUUGCAAAGAUAUCACUGAAUUGCGAAGCUGGGAUAGAGAAAACCCCCGAACUCAGGCAGAGGAGGCCAGCCCCUCAGCACUUCAACGAGCCGCCUGGGGCAUCUCUGAAACCGAGAGUGACCUCACCUAUGGGGAAGUGGAGCAAAGAUUAGAUUUGCUUCAAGAACAGCUUAACAGACUUGAAUCCCAAAUGACAGCUGACAUCCAGACCAUCUUACAGCUGCUGCAGAAACAAACCACUGUGGUCCCCCCAGCCUACAGUAUGGUAACUGCAGGAGCCGAGUAUCAGAGACCCGUCCUCCGCCUGAUGAGAACCAGUCAUCCCAUGGCAUCCAUCAAGACAGACCGAAGUUUCAGCCCUUCCUCACAAUAUCCUGAAUUUCUAGACCUCGAAAAAUCUAAACUUAAAUCCAAAGAAUCGCUCUCAAGAGGCGCACAUCUGAACACAGCUUCAGAAGAGAACCUGACUUCACUGUUAAAACAGGACAGUGACCACUCUUUAGAGCUUCACCUGAGGCAAAGAAAAACUCUACCCCAUCCAGUUAGGCAUCCGUCUUUGCCAGAUUCAUCCCUAAGCACUGUAGGGAUCUUGGGUCUUCAUAGGCAUGUUUCCGAUCCGGGUCUUCCGGGGAAAUAA